Messenger RNA from Cyphellophora europaea CBS 101466, 1875 nucleotides. RefSeq lists its product as uncharacterized. The coding region runs from base 1 to 1875 and encodes 624 amino acids. The record is from RefSeq and is a predicted model, not a curated record. The transcript is spliced from 4 exons. NCBI's taxonomy places the organism in Eukaryota, Fungi, Ascomycota, Eurotiomycetes, Chaetothyriales, Cyphellophoraceae. Gene Ontology annotation, molecular function: flavin adenine dinucleotide binding; oxidoreductase activity, acting on CH-OH group of donors.
AUGGCUGUUAACGGAACCAAUGGCGUGAAAGGAGCCCAUGGAGGCAAUGCUCUUUGCAGUGUCGACGAAUUCGUUGCUCAAAAGUACGAUUUUGUCGUCGUUGGCGGUGGCACCGCUGGCCUCUGUGUCGCAGCAAGACUGACAGAAGAUCCCAAUGUGACUGUCGGUGUCCUCGAAGCCGGCCAGAACCGUAUGGACGAUCCUGCGGUCUCAACGCCAGGCCUUUACCCCACCAUGAUAGGACGACCAGACUAUGACUGGUGUAUGACUAGCAUUGAGCAACCUACUGCAGGUGGCAAGGUCUACUCUAUGCCUCGAGGCAAACUCUUGGGUGGCAGUUCUGGUAUCAAUUACCUGAUGUAUGUUCGGGGAUCGAAAGGCGAUUACAAUGGAUGGGAGUCAUUGGGCAACCGAGGCUGGGGCUGGGACGGUUUGGCUCCUUACUUCCGAAAGCACCAGACGCUCGACAAGACCGAGAACAAAUCUAGCAAUCCGCAGUUCAUGCCAGCAGCUGGCGGCGACAAAUAUCACGGCACCAACGGGCCGAUCCACACUUCGUUUAACGACUGGUACUCGCCAUAUGAGGAAGAUUUCGUAAAGGCGGCGUAUGAAGUGACUGGUAGCCAGAAUACCUUGAACGAUGCCUGGAGUGGUGACCAUAUGGGAUUCUACAGCUCCCUUGGCGCCGUCAAUCGCACUGACGACCCUGGUAAGCGAAGCUAUGCUGCGACUGGAUACUUGCGACCCAACCUCCAGAGGCCAAACUUAAAAGUCCUCACCGAGGCCCAGGCGAUUGGAAUAACGGGCAUCAAAAACGGGACCGCUGAUGGUGUCGAGUUCAUUCACAAGGGUCAAAAAUACUCGGUUGGUGCGAAGAAGGAAGUCGUCCUGAGUGCGGGUGUCAUCCAAACUCCACAGCUGCUGGAGCUGUCCGGCAUUGGUGACGCGGAAGUGCUUCAAAAAGCCGGCGUGGAGUGCCUUGUCGAGAACAAGGCUGUUGGAGAGAACUUCCAGGACCACGUUCUCGGUGGCCUGUUGUAUGACCUCAAGCCUGGUGUACCAUCUCUGGAUGCAAUGCACGGAGCAGAAUUCGCCAAAGCCCAGCAGGAGAUCUACGAGAAGACUAAUGGCGGAGUGUGUGGUUCACCUGGGAUGUUGAUGGGCUUCGUCUCUUACGCGAGUUUGGUCUCACCGGAAGAGCUUGAGCAGACCAUCAGCGAGAUCAAGCAAAAGUCCUUGGCCAAGACCGACUUCGCCAAAGCUCAAGAGAAGGUCAUUGUGGACCAGCUCCGUGAUCCAACCUUUGCCAACCUCCAGACGUUCUGCAUCAUGUGUCGUCUCGAUGUUGCCAAGGGUGCGGAUCAGACCCAAUUCUUUAGUGCGCCACCGCCCGGCACCGAGCAAGUGUCGCUGCUGAUGUGCUUGGAACAUCCUCUUUCUCGAGGUACGGUCCACAUUACGACGUCGGACCCACUGGCUCCUCCACAGAUUGAUCCGGGCUAUUUCCGCAACGAAGUCGAUGCGAAGAUUUUAGCUGCUGGCAUAAAAUGGAUGGAUCAGGUCGCCAAGCACCCGUUACUCGCAAAGCAGAUGGGUAAGAGAGAGUUGCCGGCGGACCAGGCAAGCCUCGACAGUGAACAGGAGCGCAUCGACUAUGUCAAGAACCACAUCUCGACGCAAUAUCAUCUGAUUGGUACGGCCGCGAUGGGUGAGGCCGUGGACGACCAGCUGCACGUCAAUGGCGUCAAGGGCCUGAGGGUCGUUGACGCCUCUGUCUUCCCGGGCCACGUCUCUGGAAACAUCAUGUCUACCACCUACGCCGUUGCAGAGAAAGGUGCCGAUCUCAUCAAGGCAGAUUGGGGGAUCAAGCAGUGA